Molecule: messenger RNA, 543 nt
Organism: Saccharomycopsis crataegensis
Lineage: Eukaryota; Fungi; Ascomycota; Saccharomycetes; Ascoideales; Saccharomycopsidaceae
Product: glycogen-binding domain-containing protein
Exons: 2
Coding region: 1-543 (180 amino acids)
Biological process (GO): signal transduction
Cellular component (GO): nucleus; nucleotide-activated protein kinase complex; cytoplasm
Molecular function (GO): protein kinase binding
Source: RefSeq, a predicted model, not a curated record
AUGUCAACCUGCUUUUAUUUUUAUUCGAAUACUCCAAUACCAGAUGAUACUUCUGUGUGCUUUGCUUCUUCUUUUUUAGACUGGAAGCAAAUUGACACUACUAGAAAAUCCAGUCAAACUUAUGAGGCCAAGUUUGAUAACAAGAAAUACCAAAUUUCUGGGGGCCCCAAGGUGCAAUACAAAUUUAUUGUUGAUGGCGUAUGGAGGCUAAGUGACGAUAAGUCUUUACCAACAGAGUGUGAUGCAUCGGGAAAUCUCAACCAUGUUUUAGAAAUACCAGAAGACUCCACCAAACUGGCGGCCAGCACUUCCGUUGAGGAGCCCAUCCUCAUUGGGAAAUCAGAUACUGCGCAAAUUGGGGAUAAUGAUAGCCUUAGAAAUAGAGGGAAACCACUUCAACGAAGAGGCUCCACUCAAUCGACAACAUCAACAAUCAUGGUCCUAUAUAAUGAGCGAGGUCCAUACUCAAGAUUUUUGUUGUGGGUAUACGGGUUAACUGUUGGUAAAGCUGUCAAGAUUUUCAAAAUUAUGUUUGGGAGGUAA